Messenger RNA from Poecilia latipinna (sailfin molly), 1366 nucleotides. RefSeq names its product prostaglandin reductase 1-like. NCBI's taxonomy places the organism in Eukaryota, Metazoa, Chordata, Actinopteri, Cyprinodontiformes, Poeciliidae. The transcript has 9 exons. The record is from RefSeq and is a predicted model, not a curated record. Gene Ontology annotation, molecular function: 15-oxoprostaglandin 13-reductase [NAD(P)+] activity; 2-alkenal reductase [NAD(P)H] activity. Gene Ontology annotation, cellular component: cytoplasm. Gene Ontology annotation, biological process: prostaglandin metabolic process. Bases 110 to 1099 code for a protein of 329 amino acids.
UGCAAAUAAAUACAGCUACUAUCUGACUUAUCUCACAACCUCUGCUUACUUAGCAGCUCUUCUGUGAGACUAUAUCUACUCCUAAUACUACUGCCCUGAGUAAGUCACCAUGGUUCAGUCUAAGUCAUGGGUUAUGGUCAAGCAUUUCGAUGGCUUCCCAAAGGACAGCGACUUCCAGCUCAAGGUGGAGGAGCUGCCUGAGCCUAAAAACGGAGAGGUGCUGAUAGAAGCAGUAUUUCUCAGUGUGGAUCCAUACAUGAGACCUUUCAGCAAACUCUACAUGAAGGAAGGGGAUGUUAUGAUUGGAACUCAAGUGGCAAAGGUGAUCCAAAGUAAAAACUCGGCAUUUCCUGUGGGAAGUCACGUUGUGAGUAGCUGUGGUUGGAAAACUCACGCCAUCAGUGAUGGGAAGGACCUCACUCUCCUCAUGGCUGACUGGCCCAAGAACGUGCCAAUGUCGCUGGCUGUGGGUGCCAUCGGCAUGCCUGGACUGACUGCUCUGUACGGCGUCGAAGCCGUUUUGAAAGCGCAAAAAGGCGAGACUCUGCUGGUGAACGCCGCAGCCGGAGCCGUGGGCACCGUGGUGGGACAGAUCGCCAAGAUCCACGGCUGCAAGGUGGUGGGUUCAGCCGGGUCAGACGCCAAAGUGGCCUACCUGAAAGAGCUGGGCUUUGACGAGGCUUUCAACUACAAAACUGUCCCUUCCCUGGAGGAGGCGCUGAAGAAGGCUGCUCCUGAAGGAUAUGACUGCUUCUUUGAAAAUGUUGGAGGUCAGUUUUCAACAUUUGCUCUGCAGCAGAUGAAGGAGUUUGGUAGAAUAGCUGUGUGCGGAGGCAUCUCCACGUACCACGACACUGCUUACCAAACAGGGCCAUACCCUCUAACCACCAUAAACUGGAAGCAGGUUAAGAUAGAAGGCUUCAUGCAAAGUAGGUGGCAGAGCGACCAUCCACAGGGGCUCAAGAAACUGAUGGGGUGGUACAAAGAGGGGAAGCUGAAGAGUCGGGAGCACGUCACCAAAGGCUUUGAAAACAUGCCAGCUGCUUUCAUGGGGAUGCUGCAGGGAGAAAACAUCGGCAAGGCUAUCGUCACUGUUUGACGCCUCACCGAGGGAGUGACCCUUUUUUACAGAACACACUCGCAGUUUGACAGAGCAAUAAUAAUUAUUUAUGAUUACCCCAGAAAUAAAAUAACCACAAACAUCAGGCUAUUUAGUCAUUAAUUAUUUUUAAAAUGUGAAAAGUCUUCUUAUAUUCUUGUGCCUUUAUGUGAGUGAAUAUUAUGUCGCUGCACUGACAUAAUAAUUAUUGAAUAUGUAUUCACUACGAGGUUUUGCAUUGAUUAAUAAAAAAAAAUUUUCCCAGCA